This is a messenger RNA of Talaromyces proteolyticus, 1979 nucleotides long. RefSeq lists its product as uncharacterized. The record is from RefSeq and is a predicted model, not a curated record. Gene Ontology annotation, molecular function: DNA-binding transcription factor activity, RNA polymerase II-specific; DNA binding; zinc ion binding. Bases 1 to 1938 code for a protein of 645 amino acids. Gene Ontology annotation, biological process: regulation of DNA-templated transcription; DNA-templated transcription. The transcript is spliced from 3 exons. Lineage: Eukaryota; Fungi; Ascomycota; Eurotiomycetes; Eurotiales; Trichocomaceae.
AUGGCGGCCGAGACAGCUCCAAUUCUGGCUUUAUCUCCUCGUCGCCCAUCAACUAGGGCAUGCGAUCGAUGUCGACGGAAGAAAGCGAAGUGCAUAAACAUUGACUCCUCACUUGUCUGUACAAAGUGCCGGCUGUCUGGCGUACGGUGCACCUUUGAUUUGCCUGUCGCUAAAAGAGGACCAAAGACAACUCGCAGUCGCCACGCCGCGAAUAAUGCCCCAAUUGUAAAAACACAUCAAAUCGACGGGCAUAAUACAUCUCCUGGCCGUAAUUCAUCCAGUUGUUCUGAUACGGUAACGCCGUCAAGGCCUGCCCCGACUGAUUAUCUAAUUCCUGAUCUGGACCCCCCAAGACUAACCAUACCAAUACCAAGCCCAACAACCUGGGAAACUGGAAGAUUAGCCCUUGACUCGGCCCUAUCUCCACAGACAGCCCAUACAAUAGGGACACCUCUUUCGGAAUGCUCGUCAAAGAGAGCCAUUUCGGCCACACGGCGAUGGCAUAGGCUGUCGAGUAGUCUCCAUCUACGAGAUCCAUUGUUGAAUCUAGACCUUGUUGUCAAUAAAUGUUUUAGCCUGUUCUUUGAAUACCUAUUCCCACUAAUACCGCUUGUUCAUGAACCAAGUCUUCGGGAUGGACUAAACUUUUUUGUUCACUUGGGCCAUUCUUCAAGCAAUACCGAUCGAAUCGGCAUGUCUGAGACAUGGACUGGUGAAGCAGGAUUUUCAAGCAAUGGCAGUAUAUUACCACGUGAAGAUAGCUUUAAACCGCCAGAUAUCUGGCCCGACGCCACAUUUACGCUCAUUACAGCCGUUUGUGCGGAGGCGGCCUUUCUUCUUCCUCAAGAGAUCUUCCCAGAAGGCGAGUCUAUUGCGGAGACAUUCCUCCAUGCGUCCCGCGACUGCCUGGCUAGUUAUCUUGAGACAGACCUUGAAUAUCCAACUGCCAACUCUGUCGCUGUUCGGUACCUUCACUCCAAUUGCGUACAUGCCUCUGGAAAACCACGGCUUUCCUGGCACAUAUUUGGAGAGGCUACUCGCUUAGCUCAAGAAAUGCAAAUGAACGAUGAAAAAUCACUCCAGGUCCUACCACCACUUGAAGCAGAACUUCGCAGACGGGCGUUCUGGAUACUUUAUAUCGGAGACAAAUCUGCGGCUAUUUUGAAUAAUCGUCCGAUUACCAUGCAUAAAUUCUCCUUUGAAUCCGGUAUAACAACGGUUUAUCCUACGGGAAUCGAGGACAAUAUGCAGAUAGAAUCCGGAACUUUGUCAACAGAUAUUUCAACCCAGAAAAAUUUCAUUGCGGGUUUCAACGCUAAUGUGUGUCUUUGGAAAACAGCAUCUGACUUGAUUCUUGAGAUGCGUCUGCUAGUCAAUCAGAAAGAGCCUACUACUAUUCCAAAGAUCGAUAUGACACCUGAAGAGUGGCAUCGUCUAGACCGAUUAUAUGUUCAGUUUAUGACCUCAAUAGACAAGUUGCCUCAUUACUUACAGGCAGAUAUUUUGGCGGCUUCGCAGGAUAACCUAAGAACGAACAACGAACACCUUUCGAAUGGUAUUUAUAGGCAGUAUCUUAUCCAAUGGACCAAUAUUCAUGUGUCACUUCAUUGUCUGAAAAUGGUAGUCACUCAAAAGUUGGAAGAGCUCGACAGUUGCAACCCGCGGAGCGGAAACGUCGACAUGUCACUGUUGCGGAAAACUGAGAUAGCUCGUGAUUUAUUGCGUGUAAUUCGCGAAGCACCAUUCUGGUCUUUACAAGUGAACGGAGAGCCCUGCGUUGAAAAAAUCAGACUUAUAGGAGCGAGUCUACUUGAAAUAAUUGAUCAACAUGAGAACUCUCCACUCGCAGGUAGAGCACGCAAAGAUCUCUCUGUUUUACUUGAUAUUUUAACAAGACUUGACUCAAAGGCAUCUGACACAUUGCGAAGGCCUCUAUGAGAUUGAUCUAUAUAUAAUAUAAAGAAGGCUCAGAAAACCAC